AUGUCAAAGGGUAAGAGUAAAUAUAUCAUAGACCCUAUAAGUGUGAAGACCGUGAGCACCAGUGAGGAGUCGUACAUUCGAUGUGUUGAAUAUGGGAAGGGGAAGGCACAUUACCCGAAUUUGUCGUUGCUGGCCAAGGCCAUUUUGGCUGGCGUUUUCGUCGGCGUCUGUGCGCACGCCUCAGGGAUAGCAGGCGGCCACUUCUACUACCACAAGUUGAGAGAAUACGUGGGCAUCUCGAUGAGCGCCUUCGUGUAUGGAUUCACCUUUCCAAUAGCUUUCCUGUGUAUCAUAGGGACUGGAUCGGACCUGUUCACAGGGAACACCCUAGCCGUGACGACAGCAUUGCUUCAAAGGAAAAUUAGUCUCCUGGCGUAUCUACGGGUAAUGAGUAUAUCGCUCUUUGGUAACUACGUGGGCGCAGUAUCCUUUGCCUUCUUCGUAUCGCAUCUAUCAGGGGCCUUCCAAAAACAUACAGAAAUUAGUAAGAAUCACAUUUUUCAGUUUUUAAAUGAUAUAGCGGUGAAGAAAAUAAACCACACGUUUAUCCAGUGCAUCUGUUUAGCAAUUGGCUGUAACAUCUUUGUUUGUCUAGCUGUGUAUUUUGUACUAACCAUUAAGGACGGGUCCGGGAUGGUCUUUAGUGUCUUCUUCGCUGUGUACGCAUUUGCCAUUGCAGGAUACGAGCACAUUAUCGCAAAUAUGUACACACUUAACCUCGCCCUUAUGGCUAAGACGGACGUCACGUGGUCCAAAGUUUACCUGAAUAACUUGCUACCGACCUUGAUUGGGAACUACAUUGCUGGAGCACUUGUUCUCGCAUGCCCGCUAUUCUACAUUUAUCGCCAUAGCUACAGGGACUACGAAAGGACACGUGGUGAUGGAAGCAACUUUGGUUUGAGGAGUCUCUCCAUAGAAAUGCAGAACGGUAGCAAUGGCAAUUGA
This is a messenger RNA of Plasmodium coatneyi, 945 nucleotides long. RefSeq lists its product as uncharacterized. The record is from RefSeq and is a predicted model, not a curated record. Bases 1 to 945 code for a protein of 314 amino acids. Gene Ontology annotation, biological process: transmembrane transport; nitrite transport. Gene Ontology annotation, molecular function: high-affinity secondary active nitrite transmembrane transporter activity. Lineage: Eukaryota; Apicomplexa; Aconoidasida; Haemosporida; Plasmodiidae. The transcript is spliced from 4 exons. Gene Ontology annotation, cellular component: membrane.